AUGGACCCACCAGGAAAGAACGUGGAUCUGUGGGAGCUCUUUUACGGUGACCAAGUGGCGUCCUACCACCGUAUGUUGAAGGGGACAGGGACAUGCCGCCAGCCCCAGCCUGUUGCUGUUCCCGAGGUGGUCCCAGACCCACCCAAGUCUCUUCCCCCUUUCUGGGGAACACACCUGGCUCGAAAUGGGCCCAGGAGUCUCCAGCUUCAGGAGAAAAGACGGUGGUGGCAGUCCCAGCCUGUUCCUGUUCCUGUUCUGGCGGUGGUCCCGAAACAUAAAGGCAAAGAGAGACCCACAAGUUUUCGUUGUGAUCACUGCAAGAAAGUCUUCACCACUUCAUCACGUCUGAGAAAACAUAAGAUGAUUCACACUGGAGAUAAACCGUUCAGUUGUGAACAGUGUGGAGCAGCUUUUACCAGAAAAUAUCAUCUAAAGAUACACCAACGUAUUCACACUGGAGAAAAACCGUUUAGGUGUGAUCAGUGUGGAGCAGCUUUUACCCAACAAGGUAGUCUAAGGACUCACCAACGUAUUCACACUGGAGAAAAACCGUUUAGGUGUGAUCAGUGUGGAGCAGCUUUUACCCAUCGACGUAGUCUAAGGACUCACCAACGUGUUCACACUGGAGAAAAACCGUUUAGGUGUGAUCAGUGUGGAGCAGCUUUUACUGAGUCAGGAAAGCUAAAGAUUCACCAACGUAUUCACACUGGAGAUAAACCGUUCAGAUGUGAUCAGUGUGGAGCAGCUUUUACCAGACAAGAUUGUCUAAAGACUCACCAACGUAUUCACACUGGAGAUAAACCAUUCAGAUGUGAUCAGUGUGGAGCAGCUUUUACCCAACAAGGUCAUCUAAAGACUCACCAACGUAUUCACACUGGAGAUAAACCAUUCAGUUGUGAUCAGUGUGGAGCAGCUUUUACCAGACGAGAUAGUCUAAGGAGUCACCAACGUAUUCACACUGGAGAUAAACCAUUUAGGUGUGAUCAGUGUGGAGCAGCUUUUACCCAACAAGGUAGUCUAAUUAUUCACCAACGUAUUCACACUGGAGAUAAACCGUUCAGAUGUGAACAGUGUGAGGCUGCUUUUACCACAUCAAGUCAGCUAAAGAAGCACCAACGUACUCACACGAGUGAUAAACUCUAAAGAUUUGA
Molecule: messenger RNA, 1151 nt
Organism: Cololabis saira (Pacific saury)
Lineage: Eukaryota; Metazoa; Chordata; Actinopteri; Beloniformes; Belonidae
Product: zinc finger protein 239-like
Exons: 2
Coding region: 1-1143 (380 amino acids)
Biological process (GO): regulation of transcription by RNA polymerase II
Molecular function (GO): RNA polymerase II cis-regulatory region sequence-specific DNA binding; DNA-binding transcription factor activity
Source: RefSeq, a predicted model, not a curated record